AUGGAUCGAAGUUGGAUGAAUCAUAAUGGUGUAAAGGAUAGAAAACAACCGAAGUACAUAGCUGGUGUAAAUGAAUUUCUACAGUUUGCUUUUAGGGGAAAAAGUGGUGAAACAAUGUUGAAAUGUCCUUGUCUUGAUUGUAGAUUGGUUAUGUCUCAAAAUCGUAAAAAUAUGCAAUGUCACUUACUAGUAUAUGGCAUUGAUCAAAGUUACAAACCAUGGGUGAGUCAUGGAGAAAGUGCAGAGAAAACUAAUAACAAUGAAGAUGGGUAUAGAGAGGAGGUUUCAGAUAAUGAUGAUGAGAUUGAUGAAAUGCCUUUUGAUGACAUGGCUCCAUUUGUUUUCGAUGCAACAAACGCGUGGAAUUCCAUAAACUCUACACCCGUCAAUGAAAAUGAGGGAACCACAAAUAUAGGAUUAAAUAGUGGCACUCAUGAAACUCCUAGGUUGCUCCAAAAAUUAAUGGAGGAUAUGGAGGCUGAUUUAUAUCCAGGUUGUAAGACGUUUAAGAGAUUGGAGUUUAUUAUGUCAUUGUUGCACAUUAAAGUUAGUAACAAGUGGAGUGAUAAGUCCUUUUCAAUGUUAUUGAAUGCUUUGCACAGGGCAUUUAAUUAUGAUAACAAUUUACCUUCAAGUUCCUAUAAAGCAAAAAAAUAUACAAAAGCGUUAGGGUUAGACUAUGCUAGGAUUGAUGCAUAUGUCAACCAUUGUGUUUUGUUUCGAAAGGAGUAUACUAAUGAAGUUAAAUGUCCUAAGUGUUUAGCCCCUACAUGGAAGCAGGAUGUAUCUCAAGAUGAUGAGAGUUCAUAUGAAGAUGAGGGUGCCAAGAGGAAAAUACGAGUACCUCAAUUAGUCUUGCGUCAUUUUCCACUUAUUCCAAGGCUCCAAAGAAUGUUUAUGUGCUCCAAGCUAGCAAUGCAUAUGAGAUGGCACAAGAAAAAGCAUUUUGGUGAUGAUGAUGAUGGGAUUAUGAGACACCCAAGAGAUUCGAAAUCGUGGAAGUCUUUAGAUGAGUUAUAUCCAGACUUUGUUGCGGAUGCACGUAAUGUACGCCUGGCUUUAGCUAGUGAUGGGUUUAAUCCUGCGGCGAACAUGAGUAGUAGAUAUAGCAUAUGGCUAGUGAUGUUAGUACCUUAUAAUUUACCUCCUUGGAUGUGCAUGAAAAGUGACAACAUGAUGUUAUCAUUAUUAAUUCCUAGCCCUAAAUCUCCUGGCAAUGACAUAGAUGUAUUUUUGCAACCUCUGAUAGAUGAAUUAAAGGAGCUAUGGGAGACUGGGGUACAAACUUUUGAUUCCCAUUCUAAGGAGACAUUUAAUAUGCGAGCAGUGCUAAUGUGGACAAUAAGUGAUUUUCCUGCAUAUGCCAAUCUUUCUGGCUGGAGCACUAAAGGAGCCAUGGCUUGUCCUAAUUGCCACAAAGAUACAAAUUCUGAAUGGUUGAAACAUGGACACAAAUGGUGUUAUAUGUGUCAUCGUGUAUUUUUAGAACCCGAUCACAAUUGGAGGCUUAAUAAGAGAUUCUUUAGUAAGAAAGUUGAAAGGCGCCCACCACCUAAUUCAUUGUCAGGGCAUGAUGCUUUGGAGCAGCUACAUGGAUACCCAAAUGUGGAGUUUGGAAAAGAUGAUAAAGGAAAACGGAAGAGAGGCGAAAGAUAUAUUGUUCACCAGUAG
This is a messenger RNA of Chenopodium quinoa (quinoa), 1671 nucleotides long. RefSeq lists its product as uncharacterized. Lineage: Eukaryota; Viridiplantae; Streptophyta; Magnoliopsida; Caryophyllales; Amaranthaceae. The record is from RefSeq and is a predicted model, not a curated record. The transcript has a single exon. The coding region runs from base 1 to 1671 and encodes 556 amino acids.